Molecule: messenger RNA, 1539 nt
Organism: Melampsora larici-populina 98AG31
Lineage: Eukaryota; Fungi; Basidiomycota; Pucciniomycetes; Pucciniales; Melampsoraceae
Exons: 11
Coding region: 1-1539 (512 amino acids)
Molecular function (GO): thiolester hydrolase activity
Source: RefSeq, a predicted model, not a curated record
AUGUCUCACAUGAUGUCGAUCUGUCAGGUGACUCUUCAUGUCCUGUGGGACGCCUUUUGCUCAUGCGUAUGCUUUUUAACUGGCUGGGUAUUGUUCCCAAAAGGCUUAUCAAGCCUGUGGUAUCGCGCACCCCUUGUGGUAUGGGAUGUGGUGGAACCGCACCAGAGGGAGCUAUCGGCCAGCGCCUUCAGAGUUUCCUACAGGAUGCAUCCACACCACGCUGAUGCCCAAGGACGGGUCUUUGGAGGCGAACUCUUGAAACUUGUGGAUGUAGUCGCAGGGAUUGCCAGCAGAAGACAUACCGAUAGAUCUUGCGUUACAAUAUCAGUGGAUCGUGUGAUCUUCUUGUGCCCGGUCUUUGUAGGCGAUGUGCUUCAUUUAUCGGUUUCAGUGAAUAGAAGCUGGGGAUCGUCUAUGGAAACUGGCAUCAAGAUUAUCAAAGAAGACUUUCGUAACGGGAAUCAGACCUAUGCCUGUCAUGCAUACAUGACAUUCGUUGCGCGGCCAAGGGCUACUUUGAGCACAUGCCAUCGAUUUUGGGAUUUUAUCUCACUCCGACAACCACCUGUCAUCAAAGUCAGAGUACCAAAAGUGAUUGCACAAACCGUCUUAGAUCAAAAACGAUAUUUACUAGCAGGACGAAGACGUGGGCACCGUAUACGACAGAGUGUUGAAUGGAAUAGUCUAUUGGAAAAGUUCAGAGAAUACGUUCUUUCUCUAAAGUAUCCCGAAGAGCAGGGUGAAAGAAAUUGGCAAGCGAAUGAUGAAGAUCUUGCCAGGAUUGAAAAGGAAGUCAUUGCUGAUAGUUUCAUUAGAAAAGAUCCAGAUGUACGUGUAGAUGAUGGAAUGGUGGUAGCUGAGAUUCCUGACCAUAUGGAACCGAUCAAAAUCCCACUGGCAGAAGUUGAGUGGCUUUACGAAGCUGUAGUAAAGAUUGAGAAGAUAGUAGCAGACCGAGGAGUAGGAUCAGCUCUUCGUCGACUUUCUACCCCAAGUUUUCAUCAGACUGCUUUCAAUAAAGAUUCAGAAAGACAUGUGGAUUGGAUUUCGAGUGAGACAAUUCAAGCGGAGAACACUCUCGCAACAACAGUCUGGAUCGUGCGACCUCAACAUUGUAAUUCUAUGGGCGUUCUGUUCGGCGGAACCCUCAUGCGAUGGCUAGAAGAGGUAGCCAAUCUGUCCGCUGGGAAUAUCUGUUGUGCUGCCUGGGUAACAGCAGCCAUAGAUAGUAUGACGUUACGGGCUAGCGCACAGCCUGGUCAUGUGGUCAUUUUGCGAGCAAUAGUUGUAAAGGUUUGGGAAACUUCCGUAGAGGUUUAUUGUGUUGCCAAGGCAGAAACACGAGAAGGAAAAGAGUUUUUCAUCAGUGAUGCAUUCAUCUCCUUGGUGGCUAUCGAUCAUGAAACCAGUCAACCUGUAAGACGAGAUCUAAAGAGGGUGGAGAGUUCCAAUAUAUGGGCUGAUAAAAUACGUGAGACGAGUGAAUCACGUCGUCAAAAUAGACUAUCUGAAAAAGCAAUUCUUCAAAAGGUAUGCUGA